CGCUCUUUGGUCUUUGGUGACCAGCUUAUGUCAAAGUGAAUUGUCAAGCACGUUUGAACUCUAAACUGAAAUUAAUUUUAAUAAUAAAGAAAACAAAUAAUUGCCAGAGGAUUACAAUCUGUGUAAACUGAAUUUAACAUACAUUAAAUCUAUAUUUAAUAACAGAAUGUCAAAGGUCACUUUAAACCUAAUAGCAGCAGCCUGUGAAAAUAUGGGUAUUGGAGUGAAUGGGACUUUGCCAUGGAAACUCAAAAAGGAAAUGGCUUACUUUACAACAAUGACAAUGAAAGUAAAAGAUGAGAGUAAACUUAAUGCAGUUAUAAUGGGAAGGAGAACAUGGGAUUGCAUUCCAGAUAAAUAUAGACCCUUGAAUGACAGAGUAAAUAUAGUUAUGACACGCCAUGUAGAUGAAGUGAAGACAAAGGUUCCAGAGGGUGUGGUUGUGGUUCCGAGUUUGGAUGAAGCUGUCAAAUAUAUUGAGGGAAGAGAGGAUAUAGAAUCAACAUGGGUUAUUGGUGGAUCAUCUAUUUAUAAGGCAGCAAUGGAACAUGAGAACUGUGGCAAGAUUUACCUGACAGAGAUACAAAAGUCGUUUGACUGUGAUGCAUUCUUCCCAAACAUAGAUACGCAGCAAUUUCAUUUGGUAGAUGAAGAAGAAAUACCCGGAGAGAGACAGCUAGAAGGAGAUAUAAGUUAUUUCUUCCGUGUAUAUAGAAAACUAUAAUCAUCAACUCAUUCAUACCAAGAAGUUCAGGUAUGGCAUAUUUUAAGGUUACUUUUUAAUUAAGAACUUUUUUUUAAUGCUUUUUGAUACUAGAGCUUGUAACUAUAUGGGAACAAUUUGCAUUUGGCUUUGAUAUAUUUCUUAUAGUUAUUAAGUAGAAAAUGAUACGAUAUUUUUAAUAAUUGGGUUUUUAUAUUUAAGUUGUUAAUUUUUUUUUAUGUGUAUGA
Molecule: messenger RNA, 951 nt
Organism: Papilio xuthus (Asian swallowtail)
Lineage: Eukaryota; Metazoa; Arthropoda; Insecta; Lepidoptera; Papilionidae
Gene: Dhfr
Product: dihydrofolate reductase
Exons: 4
Coding region: 167-724 (185 amino acids)
Biological process (GO): folic acid metabolic process; dihydrofolate metabolic process; tetrahydrofolate biosynthetic process
Cellular component (GO): mitochondrion
Molecular function (GO): NADP binding; dihydrofolate reductase activity
Source: RefSeq, a predicted model, not a curated record